This is a messenger RNA of Sinocyclocheilus grahami, 2607 nucleotides long. RefSeq names its product FYVE, RhoGEF and PH domain-containing protein 5-like. Lineage: Eukaryota; Metazoa; Chordata; Actinopteri; Cypriniformes; Cyprinidae. The transcript has 21 exons. The record is from RefSeq and is a predicted model, not a curated record. Gene Ontology annotation, cellular component: cytoplasm. Gene Ontology annotation, molecular function: metal ion binding; guanyl-nucleotide exchange factor activity. Bases 1 to 2004 code for a protein of 667 amino acids.
AUGAACGUAGACUAUGAAAAUAUCCAGAUUCCACAUGGACGACCUACUCGGGCAGUCACUAUUACAGAGUUCUUCGAUGACCAAAAUCGGACAACAGCACCUUCCAAUGAGAACGACGGCUAUGUGGACAUGAAUAGCUUUGCAGGAAUAGAAAACAAACCCGCCACUCAAGAGCAAGACCCUGAAAGUGCCUACACUGAGUCAUUCCCUGUUUGUCCUGUGUCUGGCACUGUGUCCAAUGAGGAAGACCAUGGACGCACAUCUGAGGAAGAGGAUGGUUGUGGAGACCACUGCCAUGAACGACAGAUUGAUGGUCGAUCCAGAGCCUACUAUGUUGCCAAAGACCUGAUGGACUCAGAAAGAGAACAUGUGAAGGCUCUGAAGAUUCUUCAGGAGGAUUUCAGGGUGGCAGUGGAGUCAGCAGGAGAUGACGAGGAACUUCUGUUAGAAAAUGGGAAGUUGGACGAGAUCCUGAGCACUCUUCCUCAGGCCUACCACCUGCACAAUGAGAUCCUCAGUGAGCUGGAGACCCGCAUUAAACAUUGGGAGGACAGUCAGAGAGUGGUUGAUGUCAUAUUAAUGCGCCGGGCUGAGUUUUCUUCCUUCGCGACCUACAUCUCAGACUAUGACCGCAGCAUGUCACUGCUGGAGGAGAGCUGCAGACAGAGUAAAGCUUUCGGGGAUCUGGUAAAACGGUUUGAGACACAGAAUGCAGAAGGAGUUCAUGUUCCUCUGAAACACCAGCUGCUGCGGGUCAUUGUGCGAGUGCUUCAGUACCGCAUGAUCCUCACAGACUACUUAAACAACCUCUCUCCGGAUUCGAAAGAGUAUGAAGACACACAAGCUGCGCUAGUAAUCGUGUCAGAGGUCGCAGACCAGGUUAAUGACAAUCUAAAGCACGGGGAGAACCUGCUUCGUUUGGUCCACAUCGACUACAGCGUGAGAGGAAAAAGAGACCUUCUCCAACCAGGAAGGGUUUUUGUCAAGGAGGGCACUCUGAUGAAGGUUUCUCGGAAAAGCAGGCAACCCAGACACCUCUUCAUGAUGAAUGAUGUGAUGCUGUACACCUACCCUCAGCAGGAUGGUAAAUACAGGCUGAAGAACACACUGACUCUAAGUGGAAUGAAGGUCAGUAAACCUGUCAUAGACAAUGUGCUCAACACGCUCAGGAUAGAAGUCAGCGAUGUUUCCAUCACCCUCUCAGCAAGUUCUUUAGCUGAGAGAGAGGACUGGUUCCACACGCUGAGCCGAGCUAUAGCGGAUCACGCCGCAGGCCUCAAUACCUUCAGCUGCUCUAGUGAGGCGAGAGAGAAAUUAUGGAUGUCUCUGGGAGAGGCUGCUCCUGUUCUAGUUCCUGUGUCACAUGUGAUGAUGUGCAUGAACUGCACGUCGGACUUCAGCCUAACACUGCGACGGCAUCACUGCAAUGCAUGUGGAAAGGUUGUGUGUCGCUCCUGCUCAAGGAACAGGUAUCCACUAAAGUACCUGAAGGACAGGAUGGCUAAAGUCUGUGACCACUGCUACGCCGAGCUCAUAAAGAGAGGUGGUAAUAUUCCAGGAUCAUGUGGGAGUGCCAGUCCCUGCACACACAGGGCCAGCAGGCCUCUCUCUGCUGUGUUCCAGAGCCUACAGCCACCCAGCUUGUGGAGGAACAGAAAGAGCACUUCACCUCUCACACAGGUAUCUGUGGGUGCAGAGGGGUCCACUAUGAGUGGCAGUCUGCAAAGACGCAAAAAGAGCACAAGGAAGUGGAAGAGGCUGUGGUUUCUGCUCAAAGACAAGGUGCUCUACACCUUUAAAGCACGAGAGGAUAAAGUGGCAUCUGAAAGUCUUCCUCUGCAGGGUUUUACUGUGAAGAAGCUCUCGGAUCGAUCAGAGGGGGAAGACAAAGACAACGUUUUCCAGCUGUACCAUAAAAAAACACUGUAUUACACCUUCAGAGCAGACGACCAGCAUACUGCAAGCAGGUGGGUAAACGCAAUGGAAGAGGCCACAGUGUUAUAGUAUCCUGCUAUCUGCCCAGCUGACAACAGGACUCUGGGCAGGAUUCCCCAGACAGCUAAACCCAUUAUGGGCUUAAGCCUAUGACAUCAGAGUCACCUGUGCCUGAGAAACCAGCGGAAUCACACCAUAAAUACCUUCGAUUUUAUCUUGAUCUUCUUUUUGGCCACUGAAAUUAAAGACAGAGUCACACAAGGCAUGUCCCACUCGGUGUUUGUGCUGUCCCAGUACGAGUGCUAUGCCUCACCUACUUCACAGACUCAUUAAAAAAGUGCCAUAUGUAAACAGUGCAGUUGAGUGAAGCUCAGGUGUUGUGAAUGAUUGUUCUGAAACUACUCAUCUGUGUCAAAUAACGGAGAAUGUUCAUUUUUUAGAAACCGUAACUACCUUUCUAUAUGCAGGUGUAAUUCAGUGCUGUCAUUUUAUAUACUGAUGUAAAGUUAAAAAUAAAUUAAGUCAUUUAUUAUAGUUUGGAUGACUAUGAUAAGCCAAUACAGGCUUGUUAUAGACAAUAUAGUGUUCAUUUCAUUUAACAGCUAAAUGUUUAGCAUGGCGUAUCCUACCACCUCAGAUAUAAAAAGUCCAUGUUUUAUAGACAAAUGACAG